AUGUCGAACACGCAAACGGAAAUGAAAGCCGUGCACUACGAGGGCGCCUUCAAGGUGUCUGUCAAGACUGUACCCUUGCCAAAGCUCGAACACCCUGAUGAUGCUAUCAUCAAGGUCACUACUGCUGCAAUUUGCGGCAGUGACUUGCACAUGUACCAAGGUCGAACAGCUGCUGAGUCAGGUCUCGUCUUUGGUCAUGAGAACAUGGGAGUUGUCACCGAGGUGGGCUCUGGAGUAACACUACUCAAGAAAGGAGACCGCAUUGUGCUUCCUUUCAAUGUGGCAGACGGCAGAUGCAGAAACUGUGAGAACGGCAAGACGGCGUUUUGCACUGGUGUCAAUCCUGGAUUCGCAGGAGGUGCUUAUGGGUAUGUAGCUAUGGGCCCAUACCAGGGUGGCCAGGCACAGUACCUUCGUGUACCUUAUGCCGACUUUAAUGCUCUUGUGCUGCCUCCUGGCACCGAACACGAGGCCGAUUUUGCUCUCCUUGCUGAUAUCUUCCCGACCGGCUGGCACGGUCUUCAACUGUCUGGCUUCCAGCCUGGUGACAGCGUAGCAGUCUUUGGAGCCGGCCCAGUCGGUCUGAUGGCUGCUUACUCUGCAGUUUUGAGAGGUGCUAGUAAGGUGUUUGUCGUUGACCAAGUCAAGGAGAGACUGGAUGCUGCAAGAAAAAUCGGAUGUGAGGGCAUUGACUUCACCAAGGGCGAUCCUGUAGAGCAGAUCAUCAAGGCCAAUGGUGGAGAGAUGGUUGACCGUGCUGUCGACGCCGUCGGCUACCAAGCUGUUGACAAGAGCGGCAACAAGGAGCAACCUAACAUCGUUCUUGACCAGCUCAUCAUGGUCACCAGACCUACUGGUGGUCUCGGCAUCCCUGGUCUCUACGUCCCAUCUGACCCUGGUGCUCCAGACUCGCAAUCUGCCAAGGGACAGAUCCUCAUCUCUUUCGGCAAGCUCUUCGAGAAGGGAUUGUUCCUCGGCACUGGCCAAUGCAACGUCAAGGCCUACAACCGUCAACUCCGCGACCUCAUCAUCUCCGGACGUGCUAAGCCAUCUUUCGUCGUUUCUCACGAGGUCGACAUUGACGAGGCUGUCGAUGCUUAUGACAAGUUCGACAAGAGAAUCGAUGGCUACACCAAGGUCUUGCUUCACCCUAACGGACCAUUGGACAAGUUCUCCAUCUAG
Aureobasidium namibiae CBS 147.97 is the source of this 1182-nucleotide messenger RNA. RefSeq names its product GroES-like protein. Gene Ontology annotation, molecular function: zinc ion binding; oxidoreductase activity. The transcript has 6 exons. The coding region runs from base 1 to 1182 and encodes 393 amino acids. Lineage: Eukaryota; Fungi; Ascomycota; Dothideomycetes; Dothideales; Saccotheciaceae. The record is from RefSeq and is a predicted model, not a curated record.